Messenger RNA from Rattus norvegicus (Norway rat), 4756 nucleotides. The record is from RefSeq and is a predicted model, not a curated record. NCBI's taxonomy places the organism in Eukaryota, Metazoa, Chordata, Mammalia, Rodentia, Muridae.
UAGGCCGGCUUAUCUCUACAUGCUCAUGGGCCAUUCAGAAUGGGACCACAAGAGAGGGUCACGAGGAUCCCAGUCAGGAACCAGCGUCACCGUGGAUAUUGCCGUGAUGGGCGAGGCGCAUGGCCUCAUUACCGACCUCCUGGCCGACCCUUCUUUGCCUCCGAAUGUGUGCACGUCCUUGAGGGCCGUGAGCAACCUGCUCAGUACCCAGCUCACCUUCCAGGCAAUCCACAAGCCCAGAGUGAACCCCACUGUGACCUUCAGUGAGAACUAUACCUGCUCCGACUCUGAGGAAGGCUUGGAGAAAGACAAGCUGGCCAUUCCCAAGCGCCUGAGAAGAAGUUUGCCUCCAGGCUUGCUGAGGAGAGUUUCAUCAACUUGGACAACUACCACCUCUGCCACAGGACUGCCUACCUUGGAGCCUGCGCCAGUGCGGAGGGACCGCAGCGCCAGCAUAAAGCCACAUGAAGCCCCUUCACCCAGUGCUGUCAACCCUGACUCUUGGAAUGCCCCAGUGUUGAUGACUCUAACCAAAAGCAGGUCCUUCACUUCGUCCUAUGCUGUCUCUGCAGCUAACCACGUCAAAGCUAAAAAGCAAAACAGGCCAGGUGGCCUUGAUAAGAUUUCGCCCGUUCCCUCGCCCUCCUCCUCACCUCCUCAAGGAUCACCCACCAGCAGUCCUGUCAGUGGCAUUGCUUCCGUACAGUUCCCGGAAUCCCCUGAAGUCACCACCAAACGAGGCCCUGGAUCUCACAGGGCCUUAACUUACACCCAGAGUGCCCCUGACCUGUCCCCCCAGAUCCCGCCCUCACCUGUCAUAUGUAGCAGCUGUGGCAGACCUUACUCACAAGGGAAUCCUGCUGAUGGACCUUCAGAGAGAAGUGGCCCAGCCAUGCAGAAACCAAACAGAACAGAUGAUACUUCUCAAGUUACCUCUGAUUAUGAGACCAACAACAACAGUGACAGCAGCGACAUCCUGCAGAAUGAUGAGGAAGCCGAGUGCCAGAGAGAGCCACUGAGGAAAGCAUCGGCUUGUGGCACCUAUACUCCCCAGACCAUGAUCUUCCUGGACAAACCAAUUCUUGCUCCAGAACCCCUGGUCAUGGAUAACCUGGAUUCAAUUAUGGAUCAGUUGAACACCUGGAAUUUUCCAAUUUUUGAUUUAGUGGAAAACAUAGGAAGAAAAUGUGGCCGUAUUCUGAGCCAGGUGUCAUACAGACUCUUUGAAGACAUGGGGCUCUUUGAAGCCUUUAAAAUCCCGGUUAGGGAGUUUAUGAAUUACUUUCAUGCUUUGGAGAUCGGCUACAGGGACAUUCCUUAUCAUAACAGAAUCCACGCCACUGAUGUUUUGCACGCCGUGUGGUAUCUCACAACACAGCCGAUUCCUGGCCUCCCGAGUGUGAUUGGUGAUCACGGCUCGGCAAGUGACUCUGAUUCUGACAGUGGGUUUACACACGGACACAUGGGAUAUGUGUUUUCCAAAGCGUAUCAUGUGCCAGAUGACAAAUAUGGAUGCCUGUCUGGAAAUAUUCCAGCCCUGGAGUUGAUGGCCCUGUAUGUUGCUGCAGCCAUGCAUGACUACGAUCACCCAGGAAGGACAAAUGCUUUCCUGGUUGCCACUAGCGCCCCUCAGGCCGUGCUGUACAAUGACCGUUCCGUUCUGGAGAACCAUCACGCAGCUGCAGCCUGGAAUCUCUUCAUGUCCCGGCCGGAGUAUAACUUCUUAGUUAACCUGGACCAUGUGGAAUUUAAGCACUUCCGAUUCCUAGUCAUUGAAGCAAUUCUGGCUACUGACCUGAAGAAACACUUUGACUUUGUAGCCAAGUUUAAUGCCAAGGUGAAUGAUGAUGUUGGGAUAGAUUGGACCAAUGAAAACGACCGUCUCCUGGUGUGUCAGAUGUGUAUAAAGUUGGCUGACAUCAACGGGCCUGCUAAAUGUAAGGACCUCCACCUGCGGUGGACGGAGGGCAUCGCCAGCGAGUUUUAUGAGCAGGGCGAUGAAGAAGCCAGCCUUGGUUUGCCCAUAAGCCCAUUUAUGGACCGCUCUGCCCCGCAGCUGGCCAAUCUUCAGGAGUCCUUUAUCUCACACAUCGUGGGUCCUCUUUGCCACUCCUACGACUCUGCGGGUCUCAUGCCGGGAAAAUGGGUAGAUGACAGUGAUGAUUCAGGAGACACUGAUGACCCGGAAGAAGAGGAGGAAGAGGCUGAAACACCACACGAGGAAGAAACCUGUGAAAACAGUGAAGCUCCCAGAAAGAAAAGUUUCAAAAGAAGGAGAAUCUACUGUCAAAUAACUCAGCACCUUCUGCAGAACCACAUGAUGUGGAAGAAAGUGAUUGAAGAGGAGCAGUGUUUAUCAGGCACAGAGAACCAGGCCCCAGACCAGGCACCGCUGCAGCAUUCCUCAGAACAAAUCCAGGCUAUCAAGGAGGAGGAGGAAGAGAAGGGGAAGCCAAGAGCAGAGGAAACCCUCGCUCCACAACCAGACCUGUGACCAUGGGUAGAACGAGCUGUGUUUGCAUACAGAAUGACUGUCUCAGACACUUUCUAAGCCAGCACAAUACUUAGACACAACACUGUAGACUACCAGAAGAUGGGCUAAAAUGGCUAAAGUGUUUGGGGGGAUUCUUUACAUUUUGCGCGUUUAUUUUUACAGCGAAGGACAGCGCUGAAGACUCUGGCUCAAAGAAGCUUUUUCACUUUGCGACACCAGCGUCUAGACAUCAUUUUAUAAGAAAGAAAUUACAUGUGUGUGUAUAAAUUCCCACAUAGGCUCAUGUAAGACUCGUAUUCACGCAUACACACCUGCACACUGAGAGAUAUAUAGAGGUCACUGUGACAUAAGAAAUCGUAAAGGACAAGAACUCACGAGGAAAUGUGCAGCUUAGAGAGGAAACAGAUGUAGGCUCCAGACUGGGCACCUUUUGUUCUCCCUGCUGAGGGGUGAACAUUCCAGAGCAUUGUUGGAAUUCUAAUGCAUACUACCAACUCUGUGUGUGUGUGUGUGUGUGUGUGUGUGUGUGUGUGUGUGUAAGAGAGAGAGAGAGAGAGAGAGAGAGAGAGAGAGAGAGAGAGAGAUCUUGUACAUGUGUAUGCAUGAGGAAAGGGAAAUGUUUGUGACUUUAGUUGUUCAUAGAAUAGCAGUAGCAGAUGAUGAAGUACAUGUGAACACACAGAAGGAAAUCUUUUCUUCAGUGUCUUUGAAUGAAUGGCAGCCCUCCUCUUAGCUUCUAAGAAGGUUCCUUAGCAGAGGGAGGGCUUGUGUGGACCACAUGAUUGGUACCACUGCUACCUGCCACGUGGGAGCGCUCUACCACCAGCCUCACACUCAGAAGACUAAGGCUUUCUGGUCUACCCUCACUUGAUGAAUGUAUAAGGGGCGUGUGUGAGUACACAUGUCACUCACUUAGGAUCAAUCACCAUGGAAGGGGAUGUUGUUCUUUAUUGGUGGAUACCCAAGAGGAGCUGGAAUCAGCUCUUCAUCAGGUCAGAGUUCUAAGAGGGCACUGGGGAAGUCCUGGGAAAGUACCUGCAGCAAUGAUAGCCCAUGUCUUCUCAAUUGAAUGCAAGAUAAGUUGUAAUAAAGAGGAAAGUCAAAAUGAUGAAGGCAAAAUGUCAACUUAAAGUUUGGAAGUUGGCCUGGGAUAAGCUGCCCCUUGGCAAAUGUUGAAGAUUGUUUGCUCUGACAUCCCUGUUUGGUCUUCCAUAUACUGUGUGAAGGCAUCGCAUGGCUUUGUAGCCUGGUCCAUGGCUUUUUGAAAGGAAGAUGGGUGGGUGGGGGGUUAUUCUUUGAGGAUAGACUAUUGGAAGCUAUUUGUGUUAUUUUGUUUUGUUUUCUACACUUGUUUAUGCUGUGAGCCAAACCUCUAUUUAAAUAGUUGAUACUCACUUUCAAUAUUUUAUUGGAUAUUAUUACAUAUGUCAUGACUAGUUACCAUGAUGUAAAUAUAAAGAAUUUUUUUUGUUUCUGUAGAUAGCAAACUUUUUUUAAAGAAAAAAAAAGGGGGAAGGGAAACAUUUUAUAGUUAUAUUUUAAUCACCAUUUUAUACAUUGUAGCUAUCUCCAAGCCCAGUAGUUGGGUGAUGAUUUAUUGUGGGGUUUGAGAGCCUCCAGACAUCUGCCUACUCUAGUUUGAUUUAUGAUCUGAUACAGUUAUUUACUGUUAAAUUAAGGAAUUGGAAAGAUGCAUCUUUUGCUAACUGAAUUAAUUUGAAGUCUUUCCCUGCCUGAUGAAAGCCCUUCUUAAACAAAUUGUUAGCCUUUCUCUUAAACUCUAUUGCUUGUAGUUCAUGGUUCAGUUCUGUGUUCACAGAAUUCUAAUCAUAGACUCAGAGACCUGUGCAUAGAUUUCUACCUUUUUACAUCUUGGAUUAUUUACAUUAAAACUCCUUUUGUCUCCCAUACAUGGGUCACAUAACCUUCCCUUCAAAAUCAACAUUUAUGGUAAUUCACAGCAUUUUUCCCUUAUAUAAAAAUGAAAUAAAAAAUCAAAUAUUUCAAGGCAGAUCUUUUAGUUCAUAGGACAAUGCAAAGAGGAUGGGAAGGAUUCAGGCCUCACCCAAACAAUUAAAACAUGUCUUGUAUAUUCCUGAGUUAAUACCAGGGCUUCAGCAUUUAGCAGAUCCUGAAUAAUUUUUCUUUCUUCAUGGUGCCCAUGUGUAUCUGUUUAUAAAUCUACUCUGAAGCAAGAACCCUUCUUCAGUGAAGGUAAAUAAAUGUAACCCUUGCCCUGCAAUAAAAAUGAUAGAUAAAACA